CAGAAGAUGCUCGAGGCGCGGAGGCCGGGCGCAACUGUCGUGCCCCUGAUCAUCUCGUCAGAUAAGACGCAGCUGACGCAAUUCCGAAACAAGACGGCAUACCCAGUCUACCUUACGAUCGGCAACCUACCGAAGGAGAUCCGCCGCAAGCCAUCGCAUCGCGGCCAGAUUCUCCUGGCCUAUCUGCCAGCGAGCCGUCUAAUGCACAUCACAAACAAAGCUGCCCGCCGUCGGACCCUCGCCAACGUCUUCCACUCUUGCCUCUCCGAGAUUCUCAAACCGCUGCGCCGUGCAGGUGUUGAUGGUAUCCAGAUGACGAGUGGUGAUGGGAUUGUGCGACGCUGCCAUCCUAUCUUGGCCGUGUACGUCGGGGACUACCCUGAGCAGGUUCUCGUUACAGCAACGUACACCGGGGACUGUCCCAUAUGCAAGUGUUCACAUGAUGAGUUAGGGACUUACCCUUGCACGUCGGCCUUCCGUGACGUUGACGAGGUCCUUGAUGCCCUCAAUCUCUUCGGUACCGCGGACUAUAACCGCGCCUGUGAUGCUGCGGGCAUCAAGCCAAUCCAACAUCCGUUUUGGGAACAUCUCCCGUACGUCGACAUCUUCCAGUCGAUUACCCCGGAUGUGCUACACCAGUUACAUCAAGGUGUUAUUAAGCACCUUCUUGCGUGGGUCACAGAUAUUGUCGGCAACGACGAAGUCGAUGCCCGUGUCAAACGACUGCCACCGAACCAUUCUAUCCACAACUUCCACAAGGGGAUCGCUAGCCUGUCGCGCGUCACGGGCGCCGAGCACAAACAGAUGUCCCGGUUCAUGCUUGGGCUCCUCAUUGACGUUCCACUACCUCGGGCGGAGUCUUCAGAGCUUAUCAGCGCCACGAAGGCCCUCCUUGACUUCCUCUACAUGUCGCAGUACUCGGUCCACUCGGAAACCACUCUGAAGGCACUCGAGGGCUCGCUCGCCGACUUCCAUGCCAAGAAGGACGUCUUCAUCAGACUUGGCGCUCGCGGUAACUUCCUGAUACCAAAACUACACAUGCUUACCCAUUACGUCCGGGCUAUCAAACUCUACGGAACGACAGACAAUUAUAACACCGAGACGACCGAGCGCCUCCAUAUCGACUUCGCGAAAGAGGCAUAUCUGCUACAACACGCCGACUACGUCCAAUGGCGCCUGCUGCGCGCAGACGGCGGUCACGACACCAUGAUCGCUUCACGUGAAGGUGUACGAUGGCGGCCGCCGGAUAUGGCAUGUACCCUCUAUCACCUCAUGACAAAGUACCCAAGUCGCAAGGCCGUCCCAAUUGCCGAGCUCGUAUCCCCGGAUGGCUAUGGCGCUACCCAUCUGAUGCCGGCGCUCGCUCGCUUCCUUGUCGAGCACAAUAGCCCAGGUCUCUCACGGAACGAAGUAGAAGUUCAAGCUACUUAUGUUCGGUUUCCCUUCACGUCGCUCCCGGUUUUCCACAAGGUCAAAUUCCGUAACCUCGAAUACCACGGCAAGGAGACGUUAGAUUCAAUACAUGCACGACCACGGAAGCUCAGCAGCAUCAGGAAAAACCGUGUUUACAUAAGGUCUCAUCAGAGGUCAUCUACAAGACAUCUUAGGAACGUAUAG
Molecule: messenger RNA, 1617 nt
Organism: Rhodofomes roseus
Lineage: Eukaryota; Fungi; Basidiomycota; Agaricomycetes; Polyporales; Fomitopsidaceae
Exons: 2
Source: RefSeq, a predicted model, not a curated record